AUGACUUUGGUUGUUGUAGGUUUAGCAUUAGGAUUAGGUUUACGUAUUGGAUUAAAUAAUGAUAGUAAAAAUUUAACUUUAAUCAUCUCGAAUAGUUUGACAUUAACGACAACAAGAACUUCGACAAACAUGACAACGACCAAUAGGGCAGUAACAACUACAGCAAGUUCAACAACAACAACUCUAACAACAACAAUAUCCAUGACAACAACAAUAACGAUAACAAUAAUAA
Rotaria sordida is the source of this 232-nucleotide messenger RNA. NCBI's taxonomy places the organism in Eukaryota, Metazoa, Rotifera, Eurotatoria, Philodinida, Philodinidae. The record is from the annotation of a GenBank genome assembly.